This is a messenger RNA of Diaporthe citri, 2358 nucleotides long. RefSeq lists its product as uncharacterized. The transcript has 5 exons. Gene Ontology annotation, cellular component: cytosol. The record is from RefSeq and is a predicted model, not a curated record. Gene Ontology annotation, molecular function: fructose-2,6-bisphosphate 2-phosphatase activity. Gene Ontology annotation, biological process: negative regulation of programmed cell death; fructose 2,6-bisphosphate metabolic process; positive regulation of DNA repair. The coding region runs from base 1 to 2358 and encodes 785 amino acids. Lineage: Eukaryota; Fungi; Ascomycota; Sordariomycetes; Diaporthales; Diaporthaceae.
AUGGAUGGUUAUACCAACGAAAAGACAGCCCUCCACACAAAGGCUCGCCCCAGGGCCAAAGCAACAACGUCAUCCAUGACCCAAGAGGACAGGCCCUCCCAGUCCCUUGUCUUCCGCACGGCCUCCCGCGACCACGCCACCCACAUAGGUGGCAUGAGGAGUACCAAGUUCUGCGUCGUCAACACGCGGAACAGCCUCACCGAGAUGAUCCAGGCCAUCAUCUCCCAGGAGCAGAUCACACUGUCUGUGGCCGUGGAGGCGUCCCUGCUCGCGCUGCACAUUCACCUAGAGCCGGGCUGCAGUUACAUCGUCGACCUCGACUUGCUGGGCGCCUCAGCCUUCGAGGCUCGCGAGGCUUUCAGCGCUGCGAAAAAGGCUGCGUCCGAGGCUGGGCGGGAGCAAACAGAGCAGCGGGGUGGCCCUUUGCCGAGCCUGAGGGCCAUCCUGGAGGAUGAUUCUAUGCCCAAGAAGCGCCAGUGGGUGGUCAACAACAACGCAAAGGGCCAGGAUGGGGUUACCUCUGGCGGUGCGGCGGCCUGGGGCACCAGGGCGAGGGAGAGGCCCCUGCCCUUCGAGGUGGCGCUGUACUGUGUGGAGCAGGUGCGGUACUUGCCUGGUCUGAGGGAGAAGUACCUGGGUCGGCUUGAUGAGCGGGCAGCUGCAGCAGACUUCGCCACCCCGCGACAGCUUAUCCUCUGGGUCGGCGCUGCCCGCCAUGUAACGCCACCUGCCCGCGUCGACCAUGUUUCUGCAUCCACGACGCUGAAAAUGCGUCUCUUUCUGAUCCGCCACGGCGAGUCCGUCGACAACGUUGCCGGCCUCUAUGCAGGCUCUCGCGACUCCGCCCUGACGAACCAUGGCAUCCUCCAGGCCCGCCGCCUCGGUGCACAUCUGGCCGCUCGGUCGUCGGUCGUCGGACGCGUCCAGCGCAUCUUCGUCUCGAACCUCCAACGUGCCGUCAAGACUGCGGAAGCCGUCGCUGAGAUACAGACCGAGCUCGAUCCCUCGGGCGAGGUAAUCGGUGUGGUACAACUGCCUGAGCUGAGGGAGAAGAACUUCGGCUCGGACGAAGGAAGGCGCUUCGGUUCGCGGGGGGCAGAGCAGACGCCGAGACCAGCUGGCUGGAUCGAGGCCGAGAGCAAGGAAUCCAUGAAGGCGAGAGUCGAGCGCUUCAUUGACAACCACCUCAUUCCUACGGUUCUUCGGGGCUUCCACAGCGAUGUCAACCACUCCCUUGCCAUCGUCGCCCACGGCAUCAUCCUCAACGUCCUCUUGAGGUGCAUGCUUGCACGGUUUGGCCCGGAAGAGCUGACCAGGCUCACAAGGCCUACCGACACUCCUGGAAAGAUGGAGUGGCUGGCUUCCUGGUCAAACACUGGGUACCUCGAAGCAGAUCUGCGUUUGAGGAUAAAUGCACCUUCAGCCGCUGCUGAACCAAGGCCUGCCGCCGCGCCUGCCAACAGUCGCCCCAUGCUGGGCUCCGUGGUGCCUCGUCAGGGUUCGAGAGACAAUGCUGUUGCUGCAGCGGAUGCUCGCCAACCCGAGGCUCCUACCCUCGAGAUAUUGAUGACGGUCACGACUGUCAACUGCACCGAGCAUCUUCAAGGCCUGAAGAAGACACGAGGUGGUAUUGGCAGCGCCGCCUUUGAUCAGAAGCAAAAGACGAUGGACUCGUUCUUCACACGGCCGGCGAAGGCAUCGCCACCAGCCAAGGCACCUUCGCCGGUCAAGGCUCCGUUGCCAGCCAAGGAUAACGCGCCAGUGGAGUCUCCCCAACCGGUCGAGCCUUCACCUCCGGUCGAAGUUGCUCAGCAACCCAAGGGACCUCGUCCUCAGCCCCCAGCUCGCAUUCAACCCCAAGCUCGGGUUCAGACCCAAUCUCAACCUCAACCUCAACCGGGAAAGGCACCCCAGCCAGCCCAGCCCCCUCAGCCUACCAAGGCAGCUCAGCCUGUCCAGCCUGUCCAGCCCUCUCCAGUUGUUCAGGCCGUCCAGGCUCCUCGCCCUAUUCGGUCACCGAAGCCAGCUGCGUCCUCUCGGCGAGCCCAGGUCACCCGCCCCAUCAAAGCGGCCGAGCCAACAGAACCACCUGAGCAAGUGAACUCCCCUCCGCCAGCCGAGGCCCUUCAACCCGUGAAGGCGCCCCAGCCGACCGAGGCCACUCGCCCAGUCAAGGCACCUCAACCUGUCAAGGUCACACGUCCCCCGACCGAAAUCUCGGUGACAGCCAAGGUUGCAGAAGAGCCUGCGAAGGUUACUCAGCCGGCCAAAGUCUUGCGACCAAACAAGGUGAAACGUCCAAUCAAGAAGGCCAAGCCUUUCAAGAAGGUCAGGUUUGUCUUGCCUGUCAAGGACUGA